Molecule: messenger RNA, 306 nt
Organism: Gordionus sp. m RMFG-2023
Lineage: Eukaryota; Metazoa; Nematomorpha; Gordioida; Chordodea; Parachordodidae
Product: CCHC-type zinc finger nucleic acid binding protein-like
Exons: 1
Coding region: 1-306 (101 amino acids)
Molecular function (GO): nucleic acid binding; zinc ion binding
Source: RefSeq, a predicted model, not a curated record
AUGUUUGGGUGUGGGAAAUAUGGACAUAUAGCCCCGUAUUGUCCGGGAAAACGUGAUAAAUUACGAUGUGCAGGUUGCGGACGAUUUGGUCACAAUAGAGAAGAAUGCAAUGUUAGUAAUAUCAAUACUCGAGGCGGUUUUCCGCAGAGAGACAUGGGGCAGAUUGUGCCAAAUGUGAAGAUUAUUGAAAAUAGGGAAGAAAAGGAGAUAGGAAUACAAGAUUUUACGGAAAAUAAAGAUCCGAAUAUUAUUUGCUUUCGGUGCCGAAACGAGGGACAUGUGGCAAGAGAGUGUGAGUACUUGUGA